Halichondria panicea is the source of this 1621-nucleotide messenger RNA. RefSeq lists its product as uncharacterized. Bases 132 to 1460 code for a protein of 442 amino acids. The transcript is spliced from 2 exons. The record is from RefSeq and is a predicted model, not a curated record. Lineage: Eukaryota; Metazoa; Porifera; Demospongiae; Suberitida; Halichondriidae.
AAAGGUCAUAAUGGAUCUGACCACCACGUGGAGCUCACUCAUAAAAGUGGGCAGGGCAAGCCUAAAAAAGCAUAUAACCACAGCAAGUUUCUUUUUCUUUGCAAGAAAAGCGUUCAGGAAUUUACUCAGACAUGGCUGUAUUUCUGGGUGUGAUUGCUGUCCUUUGCUCCAUUCUACUACCACCUGUCUACUCCUCUGAAGACCUCUUACCAUUUGAGCCGAUUCAAUAUGUCAAAGGCCAACUACCGGACUCUGUGUCGACCCCGUUCACCAACCUUAUAGGAGAUGCAACACCCACACAAGCAGCAGAAUUCAUCACCAAGGCGAAAGUACUGCUAAAGUCACAUCUGGGGAAUUCUGGGACAAGUGCUAUAUUAAUUAAAGGAGAGAGGGUGAUGGUGCAACGACGAGCAAGUGGAUUGCAAUGGGACUCUAAAAUCAAGCUUCCAUACUCCAAUACUAUUUCACUAAUUAGUUCACUGCUCCCGAUUUUGUUGGAGGGCUACAAAGGAACUGCAAUUAAAGACCCAAUCGAGAAAGUACUACGUGGAAAGGAUCUUACCCAUCCUCUAGUAGCUGGUCGCGAAUCACUGAGCUUCAUGGACAUUUUGAACAAAUUACCUUCAGUUGGAAAAAAUAUUGACCUUGAUUCGUCUUCUCUUCUUAGCAGUCUGUUGGCCAAUGGUGAGCUGUCGAUCCAUUUCGUUAAUGCAAUCCUCGACAAUGCUGCUCAUGAAGCUUGGAUGGAUGCCUUGAUGGCGAUUGGAAGUGCCGACAUCCAACUUGAUAGCAAUGGGCAGUUAAUCAUGGAUCUUAAUAGCCUGUUGCAGUUCGCCCUAACCAUCGCUCAUGACCUGAAAAACAUUGGAGCAGCAGUGAGGAAAGAAAGGAUCCCUCUUGACAAUGGCAAGUACUUGUUUGGUUGGUGGUUCAACUGUCCAAAAGACUCUAGCUCUAGCUGUCUCAUUCCCAGUGCCCCAACAGAUACCAUUUUCUCAUUAAGCCCUGAUCUUCGUUUGUAUGUCACUCCAAGUCUGGAAUUGACCCUCAUGAUUUUGGGACCAGGAGCCAUCUCCACCUCUAAAGGCAAGACGUUGGAGUCUAUUGCCGAUAUCUUAAUUGAGGAUACUGAGAUUUGGAGGCAGCUGGUGUCAUCUGUUGCUGAAGAUAAAAGUACAUCUGAAGCUGAAGCACACCAGAGUCCUGAGGCAAAUACAAAGACUGUUCCAGAGUCACCUAACGAGAAUAUUGAAACCGUUGAGGAAAAAAUUGAUACCGGAGAUGAAGAUCUGAUUGUUUUAAUUCACUGGGUAUGGCCUAUCCUUGUGUUCUUGUUCUGGGUGACUUUCAGCCACUUGUGGGUGUAUUGGAUACUGCAUAUUUUCUGGAUUUUCUUGACGAGUGUUUCCAAGCGAGCUUAUUCACCCAGGCCCAAGACAGCUGCUGAGUCUAAGAACUGAUUAUAUGGACCACGUGUGUUUAGUUUCUGAUUGUUAUCAAUUUACCACAAGUGAAUUAUGAUUAUGUGAAAUUAGCCAAAAUUAUGCAAUUGUACAUGAGUUUUGUAAUGGUACCUUGUACAAUUGACAACGCUAAUACAAAGAAAAUUCUAGCAUUGUUA